AUGCACUUGACCAGGAUCGCCGUGGGAGCGGGCCUGGCCCUGGCUUCGGCCGCCAGUGCCCAGAGCGAGCCGAAACCCAGCAACCCGUCAACGGCCAGCGUGACGAGUGACAAGAUGGGACCUGCUGCCUUUCUGUGGCCCCCGGAUAGACCGUGGUCGGGCGAAAUGGACAACCAGCCGCCUUGCGGCUCUGCCGCUGGCCCGGGAGAGAGGACACCCUUCCCGCUCAAGGGGGGCUACGCUGCUCUUGUUCUCCAAGAUGAUUCUUACAACAGCAAAAUCAGCAUCUCAUACUCCAAUAAUCCCCAGAAGAACACCGACUUUGAGGUUCUCGUCGAGACAGCCGACAUCAGCGACCUGGACCCCGGCCACACCUGCGCUCGGCUGCCCGAUGCCCCUUCCCACGUCGCCGCGGGCACCAACGCGACUCUCCAGAUCAUUUACCGGGCAGACUGGGACGCUCCCCACAAUCAGACAUUCUACGCCUGUGCCGACAUCACCUACGUCGAAAGCAUCGACUUCAACGGCGUCUUGGGUUGCUUCAACGCCACUGAGCCCGGCGAGGACAACGACAACUACGCCGGUAACAUCAACAAGGGCGCCGGUCAACCCGGCAAGUCGGCCGGCACGGGAGGCGGCGGCCCCGGCCUCAAGGGCGGCGCCCUGGCUGGAGCCGUCAUCGGCGCCAUCCUCGGCGCCACCUGCGUCGCCGCCGCCGGGCUCUUCCUGUACCGUCGUAACGAGCAGAAGAAGCGCCAGCUGCGGCUUGCUCGGAUGGAAGAGAAUGCCAAGAACUCCGACUACCGGGACGAUCGGUCUGUAGAGAUAAUCUGA
This is a messenger RNA of Metarhizium album ARSEF 1941, 834 nucleotides long. RefSeq lists its product as uncharacterized. Lineage: Eukaryota; Fungi; Ascomycota; Sordariomycetes; Hypocreales; Clavicipitaceae. The transcript is spliced from 3 exons. Bases 1 to 834 code for a protein of 277 amino acids. The record is from RefSeq and is a predicted model, not a curated record.